AUGGAGUCCAAGACCUACAUACAGGCAGUCGACCUCUGUCACAUGGGAAAGCAAGGGGACCAGAAAAGGUCCGAGAAAAAGGAAAGUCGCUCACAGAAAGCGGCCCCCAAGGAAGAUAAGAAGAGAAAAGAUGUUUGGAUGGUCGACUCCACUGGUCAGCCGCCCAGUAAGAAAAGAAAAGAGUUCACUCCAUAUUCCCCCAAGUAUGAGUUCAACAAAGAUAAUCAUGCUAUUUUUAAAGAAGUUAAGGGCCGACUCUCACUUGAGAAGCCGGCACCUAUGAAGGGUGAUCCUAGCAAGCGCAACCAAGGCAAACACUGCCAUUUUCAUGAUGACGUUGGGCAUGAGACCAACAAAUGUAUUAGCCUCAAGCGUCUGCUGGAUCAGUUGGCUGAAAAGGGUGUUCUGGACUCUUAUGUCAACAAACCUAAAGGAAAACAGCCCCCCAAACAAAAUCAGUCGGCCAGGCAAAAAAGACAGAAGCCGGCCGACAGCUCUGACACUAAUGAAGUCACCAUCUAUACAAUAGCAGGCAGCUAUGCAGGGGGAGGACCGACUGUUCGGGGAAACAAGGAUAGCAUCAGGCAGUUGGAUGUUAACUCUGUUAAUCGGGGUGAGACCUCUGGUACCUCGUUUCCUGAUGUUAUUAUUUCUGAGAAAGAUUUUGGUGGUGUCCGACGGCCGCAUGACGACCCAAUUGUCAUCGAGUGUAAAGUGGCCAACCAAAGAGUUGGCAGGAUACUUAUUGAGACAGGGAGUUCAUCGGACCUCAUCAGCCAUAAGUGCUUGACCAAGCUCAAGUACAGGCCUGAGAGUAUAUAG
Chenopodium quinoa (quinoa) is the source of this 822-nucleotide messenger RNA. RefSeq lists its product as uncharacterized. Lineage: Eukaryota; Viridiplantae; Streptophyta; Magnoliopsida; Caryophyllales; Amaranthaceae. Bases 1 to 822 code for a protein of 273 amino acids. The transcript has a single exon. The record is from RefSeq and is a predicted model, not a curated record.